AUGCGUACUCCUGUUACCACAUACGCUUCUCAGGCCAGUCUUCAACUGCCUUACACUAUGCAAGGUUCUGGUGAAGCCAAGGGCGGACGAAUGGAUACUGCCUUUCCUCGCGUCUGGGAUUCGCAGCGACCGUACCGCUUGCACAAACUAUCAACUCGUCUUCGAUCGAUCGACCCUCCGCCAACGAACAUCACCACUGUCAAAGCUCAUUAUAUAGACACCCGUUUCACUACCACAACGAAUUUUCCGGACAUCCCGGUCGACGAGAACGGCUGUCUAAUUCCCGCUACGCGAGCGUUUCUAUCUCGGCCAGAAGCCCGCCCGGGGGAGGAAUGA
Messenger RNA from Letharia columbiana, 336 nucleotides. RefSeq lists its product as uncharacterized. The transcript has 2 exons. NCBI's taxonomy places the organism in Eukaryota, Fungi, Ascomycota, Lecanoromycetes, Lecanorales, Parmeliaceae. The record is from RefSeq and is a predicted model, not a curated record. The coding region runs from base 1 to 336 and encodes 111 amino acids.